This is a messenger RNA of Morchella importuna, 216 nucleotides long. RefSeq lists its product as uncharacterized. Lineage: Eukaryota; Fungi; Ascomycota; Pezizomycetes; Pezizales; Morchellaceae. The transcript is spliced from 4 exons. The record is from RefSeq and is a predicted model, not a curated record. Bases 1 to 216 code for a protein of 71 amino acids.
AUGGGGCCUUUGAAUACGAUCUCCGCCCUUUACUUGUUCAUUCUCUUCGCUAGAACAGCUGUUAUAGGCGGGGAAGGAUCUACGCGACAGAGAGAGAAAAAUUCAAUAGGAACUAUCGGACCAAAAACCUAUACGAGGAGAUUCUCCGCAUUUCAACGGCUUUGCUGCGGUAUUGGUGAAGCGGUGUACCACGAGUGGUGGAAGCAGCCGACCUAG